This is a messenger RNA of Bathycoccus prasinos, 639 nucleotides long. RefSeq lists its product with no specific name. The transcript has a single exon. Bases 1 to 639 code for a protein of 212 amino acids. Lineage: Eukaryota; Viridiplantae; Chlorophyta; Mamiellophyceae; Mamiellales; Bathycoccaceae. Gene Ontology annotation, molecular function: nucleoside triphosphate diphosphatase activity. The record is from RefSeq and is a predicted model, not a curated record.
AUGGAUGAUGUUGGGGAAAGGUUGAGGAAAGAAAAUAUCCGGGUGAUUUUAGGGAGCAAAUCGGCGACGAGAAAACAAAUCUUGAACGAGAUGAAGAUUGAAUACGCGACGAUAUCGGCGGAUAUAGACGAAAAAGCGAUUCGAUUCGAGGAUCCUUCGCGGUUGGUGGAAGCGUUGGCGAGAGCAAAAGCCGAGGCGAUUUUGGAACGAAUCCGGAAGGCUGAGGAAGAGGAAGGAGCGAAAGAGAAGAGAAGGACGCUGUUAAUCACGUGCGAUCAAGUGGUGGUUUUUGACGGUAAAAUACGCGAGAAACCAGAGACAGAGGAAGAAGCGAGGAUCUUUAUGCGGUCGUAUAAGGAGAAUAAUCCGUGCUCGACGGUUGGUUCGAUCAGAGUGACGGACGUGGCGACGGGCGCGUCGGCGAGUUCCGUGGACGUGUGCACGAUUCAUUUUAAGGAGAUCUCGGAGGAGGCGAUGGAUUUUUUGAUCAAUGAAGGCGAGGUCAUGUGGUGUGCGGGAGGUCUGAUGGUAGAACACGAGAAAGUGAGGCCGUUCGUGACGAAGAUUGAUGGGAGCGAAGAUGGAGUCAUGGGGAUGGAUAAAGAAGUCUGCGCUCGGCUACUGCGAGAGGUUUUCUGA